Molecule: messenger RNA, 2093 nt
Organism: Quercus robur (English oak)
Lineage: Eukaryota; Viridiplantae; Streptophyta; Magnoliopsida; Fagales; Fagaceae
Product: protein PIN-LIKES 7-like
Exons: 11
Coding region: 456-1721 (421 amino acids)
Biological process (GO): endoplasmic reticulum to cytosol auxin transport
Cellular component (GO): membrane
Source: RefSeq, a predicted model, not a curated record
GAGGAAGCUGAUGACACGGUAGAAGCAAAGCAAGUGGCCUUCCUAUGAAUACACCUCAGCUCAGGUUUUACAAAGCAUCAUACAUGCAUAGCUAGAUUCUAGAUUGGUCCAAAGAUAGUACACAACAACAAAAGGUUUGCUGGUUUCUCAUCAUUUUUAUGGCUUCUGCUUCCUUCGUUCCAUUGGCUCUCCAGAAUUUUCCCUCCAAAUCCUCCUCAUCCAUGAUUUCUGGAGCCCAAUUUUCUCAGUCUCCCAAAAUUGAUUGCAGGAUUUUCCUUCUCUUCUAUUAGAAACUAAGCUAAGCUAAAAUAGUGACAUACAUCAAAGUCUUUCCAAAUAGUUCAGACAAUUACCAUCAAGCUGUGAACAAAAGAAGCUAAUAGGGAAGAGAAGGAAUCCAAGAACAUCUUCUACUACCUCAUUGCCAAGUUUACACAACUAAAGGAAAACCAAAGAUGGGUUUUUGGACACUCUUUGAGGUGGCAUCCAUGCCAAUCUUACAAAUCCUCCUAAUCAGUAUAUUGGGAGCAUUCAUGGCAACUGAAUAUCUAAAUCUUCUACCUGCCGAUGCUCGAAAAUCCUUGAAUAAGAUUGUCUUUAUGGUGUUCACUCCCUCACUCAUGUUUGCGAAUCUGGCCAAGACUGUUACGCUCCAAGACAUUAUUUCAUGGUGGUUUAUGCCAGUAAACAUCGGGCUUACCUUUUUAUUUGGAGGAAUUCUUGGAUGGGUAGCUGUAAAAAUAUUGAGGCCUAAGCCUCAUCUGGAAGGCCUUAUCAUUGCUACAUGUUCAUCAGGAAACUUGGGAAACCUUCUCCUUAUCAUUGUCCCUGCAAUCUGUAAUGAGGACGGGAGUCCAUUUGGUGAACGUAGUACUUGUAGCUCUGUUGGACUAUCAUAUGCAUCUUUCUCCAUGGCGCUGGGUGGUUUCUUCAUCUGGACCUAUACUUACCAGCUGAUACGAACCUCGUCCAAUAAACUCAAAGCACUACAAGCAGCAACUGAGAAGAUCUCAAAGACACCUAAUAAUGAUUUAAGUGCUGAUGCGGAAACUCAACUUCUCAAGGGAGAAGAUCAAGAACGUGUUGCUAUAAUUGUAUCAUCAAUCAAGUCUAUUGAAGACUCUGAGGACCAAGUAAUUGUAGCCCAGGGAUCAGCCAGUGGACUGGAAAAGGAAAAUUUGUCAUUCUGGACUAAACUAAUUGGAUUUCUUCACCAGAUUCUUGAGGAGCUAUUGGCACCUCCAACACUAGGAGCUAUUGUGGGACUCAUCUUUGGGGCAAUUACAUGGCUGAGAAACCUAAUAAUUGGAAGUGCUGCCCCCCUGCGGGUGAUCCAAGACUCCAUUCAAUUACUUGGGGAUGGGACAAUUCCUUGUAUCACUCUUAUACUAGGAGGCAACCUCACUCAAGGCCUACGCUCGUCUAGAAUGAAGCCGUCAGUCAUCAUUGGAGUGCUUUUAGUUCGGUACGUUCUACUUCCUGCAAUCGGUAUUUGGGUUGUUAAAGCAGCUGCAACUCUUGGCUUCCUCCCCUCAGACCCUUUGUACCGCUUUGUGUUAAUGAUUCAGUUCACCCUGCCUCCUGCCAUGAAUAUUGGAACCAUGACCCAACUGUUUGAUGUGGCUCAAGAAGAGUGUUCAAUUCUAUUUCUAUGGACAUACUUGGUUGCGGCUCUUGCACUCACAGUUUGGUCAACAAUCUACAUGUGGAUUCUGUCUUGAGUGUGCCUUCAACUCAGGUUGAACAUCUCUGACAACAUCAAACUAUAAUGAGAGAGACUCACUAUAUGGAGUAAAAACUAGAAGCCAUUACAAAAUAUUCCAUUAAUUACAUACAUUACAAUUUUAUGUUGUUUUUUUUCUCACUUAUGAAGUCAGCUGUUGAUGUAAGUUAUUGUCACUUGAAAUUUUUUUGGUAGAUUUUAGUUAUAAACUGAGAACUGUAUGUAUUUCAUGUACUCGCGUGUAAUAAGGUAGUGCACAACAGAUCUAGAGGACAGAGCCUGGAUGUAGGCCGUCUGUAUGAAAUAUUCUAUGUUACAUUGUUUUGCUUGGAUUGAAAGUUUGCCUAUAGCAGUUGUUAAAAUUGAAAUA